AUUCCCGCAGUAAUCGAUCAGAGUAAUUCCUUUCCUCUGGUAACAAAAAACGGACUUUCAUAGGCUGACCAUCAUGUUUCAUUAAUGGUACUCUCUCCUUAUUUUCUGCCAUCACAAAUUCUGUAAACUGUCCAUGCUGGUAGCCAAUCAGAGAGGUUUUGAUACAAUCCACCGAAUCAGAUAACAAUGGUAAGUAUAUGCCAUCAAGGUUUACACCAGCAAUUUGGUCAUCACAGUCACCAUGAUGAGAAUCGUCACAUAUUACCAGAAUGGGUCUUCGAAGAACAUUAGCUAAGGCAAAUAUAUGAAUCCCCUCGAGACAGUAAAAACUUGGUGUUGUUGUAAGGGCGACUGUUUUCUUCCAGUCUUCACUCCACUGCUCGACACCAAAAUCCAUUGGUGUACCAGCAUUUUGAUCGUCCAACUGCCUUUCGACUUCCAACUGCCAGCGUUGUCGAUAAGUGCCUAAAAUGAAGUUUAAAUGAAUAAGGACUUAUUUGUUCUUCGCGUGUUCCUGAUCACACACCCGAGUUCCUAACCUGUCACAUCUUUGGUGAGGAUUUGACAGAUUGUUUUUAUCAGACAACCACAAGCGAAAAUAAGUGUGCUACAAAUUAUUUCCAUAAUCUGUUGACAAUGGCCGAUCAACUAUAUAAGUGUUAUGCAUAGACUUCGUACAAACCACUAUAUAUAUUGCGUUGGAUGGUGCAGACUAGCUGUUCCGAAAUCUGUGGAAAUUACAAAUGGCCGAUCGCAACUCUUGGAUGCAUGUCGCUAGUCUUGAUGUUUGUGGAAUUAACAACCCUUCACUGAGGCUGAGAAACAUUAUCGGACAAACUCUUAUUAAAGAUCGAACAGGCACUUAUCAAAAACGUUGGCAGUCCGACUUGGAGGAUGAGAAUGGUGCAAGUCCAAUGGAUAUUGGCAUUGAGCAAUGGAGCGAAGACUGGAAGAAAACAGUCGCUCUUCCAACAACAACAAAAUCAACUACACACAACAGUUUUUACUGUCUUGAGGGGAUUCAUUUAUUUGCCUUGGCUAAUUUUCUUCGAAGACCAAUUCUGGUAAUAUGUGACGAUUUUCAUCGUGGUGACUAUGAUGAACCAAUUGCUGGUGUAAACCUUGGUGGCAUAUACUUACCACUGUUGUCUGACUCCGUAGAUUGUAUAAAAAACCCCUCUUUCCAUUCGCUACCACCAUGGACACUUUACAGAACUUGUGAAGACAGAAAAUAAUGAGAGAGUAUCUUUAAUGAAAUAUGAUGGUCAGCCUAUGAAACUCCGUUGUUUGUUACCAGAGGAAAGCAAUUUCUCAGAUCGAUUACUGCGGGAAUACUUGAACUGUUUAAAGUUGAAUUACACUGAUGAAAAUGGGUGUAUAACGGAAAUACUUUUUGCGAAAAUGCAAGCCUGUUAUACUUGCGGCUAAAAUAAAUACGCAAUGUGUGCAUUUGGAUAGCCUUUAUGACACAAAAAAGUAGUUGCAACUAAAAUUAUGCUAACUUUAUUAUACAAGGUUCUAUUCUUUGCUUUCAAGGCGAAUAUGACGAAUUGUGUAAAUUCAGUCAAAAGACUCAGAUCUUUGUCUUUCUCUACUGUCUGUACGCUCUCUCUCAAAUUGCAUAUCCACGACGAAAUUAGAAUUUUACAGUCAUUUAACUUACUUCACUAUACUUUACACUUGGAAUGAACCCUUCAGACUAUGGGGAGCUGCAAAAAAUAACGUGCUCACGUUUAUGAUGAUAUUACAAAUUUACCACGAACUAUUGAAUUACAAAGAUUUUACUUUCUGUGGUGCAAAUUAACAUGUCGCGACUCGCGAUACACUUUUGAUGACUUGCAGCGUAAUAAAUGUGGUAAAUAGCAAAAGCUACGACACACAAAUCUCCAUAACUUAAAUCUUUGAAAUAAAUUUCGACUGCCUGUAUAA
Xenia sp. Carnegie-2017 is the source of this 1929-nucleotide messenger RNA. RefSeq names its product tumor necrosis factor alpha-induced protein 3-like. NCBI's taxonomy places the organism in Eukaryota, Metazoa, Cnidaria, Anthozoa, Malacalcyonacea, Xeniidae. The transcript has 2 exons. The record is from RefSeq and is a predicted model, not a curated record. Bases 744 to 1235 code for a protein of 163 amino acids.